UGAGGCUAACUGUUGCAGCGUGAAACAUCUGCUCUGCUGUCUGCUGCCUUCUAGUGCACAUUGAAGACUUUUUAAUGAAUGCUUGGCAUUCGCGUCGGCAUCGGCUGCCCACACCACACCAGGUUUGUCUGUGGGUCAGCCUCAUGACUGACAUGUCAACAAGCUGUGCACAGUGCCGGCGUCACAGCGACUGACCACCACAUUUAGCCCAUGCCUGUGAAAGUUCAACGUCUGCCAGGCCGGAGAGCUUAAAGGCCCCGAUCUAAGAGCUGGAGCUUUCUGGAGCGAUGAUACUGCUUCAUCAUCUUCUAUUGGUUUUGACUUUGACGUAGGUUUUCCGCCUACCAGUCGAAGAAACAAGCCACUUUUAUCCAUUUGAGUUGUAAAUGACCCAUAAAAGUAACCAGUGAGCAUUUCAUAAAGUGAUUCAUCACGGAAGCAGAGCAACUCAAUCGACUUUGAAGGACAUGCUGUGACCGCCUGGGCCUCCGCCACUGUUUGAUGUGGCACUUUGCGGAGGCAAGACCGGUCUGGGCUAGCUGCCUUUUCCCAUGAGUGUCACUUGUCAUCUCGCCACUGUUAAAGAAUGAGCCAUUCAUCGGAGGCCGACACUGAAAGGGGAUCUUUAGCGGCGAGUGUCUGCAUUGACGGAGACGAAGAAAACUUAUUCAAGUGUCUGAAGGACGUCGAGAAGCGGACGGUGCAGAUAGUGACAGCCGCGCACAUCUCACCGCUGAGUCGUCCGUCCAUGUCACUGCCCAAUGGAGAAAUACGAGAAACUGGCCAAAAUCGGAGAAGGCUCUUACGGCGUGGUGUUCAAGUGCAGAAACAGAGACACCGACCAAAUUGUGGCCAUCAAGAAGUUUGUGGAAUCCGAAGACGAUCCCAUGAUCAAGAAAAUUGCGCUGAGGGAAAUUCGCAUGCUGAAGCAGCUGAAACACAUCAACCUGGUCAACCUGCUGGAGGUGUUCCGCAGGAAACGACGCCUCCACUUGGUCUUUGAGUUCUGUGAGCAGACGGUCCUCAACGAGCUGGAAAAACACCCUCGCGGUGUUCCAGAGGCCCAGCUGAAGAGCAUCGUCUGGCAGACGCUACAAGCCGUCAACUUCUGCCACAAGCACAACUGCAUCCACCGCGACGUCAAGCCCGAGAACAUCCUCAUCACCAAGGCCGGCGUCAUCAAGUUGUGCGACUUUGGCUUCGCUCGCAUUCUCACGGGCCCAGAGGACGACUACACGGACUACGUGGCGACCCGCUGGUACCGGGCCCCUGAGCUACUGGUGGGGGACACUCAGUACGGCCCCCCCGUGGACGUGUGGGCGGUGGGCUGCGUCUUCGCCGAGCUGCUGAGCGGGAAUCCGCUCUGGCCGGGGAAGUCCGACGUGGACCAGCUCUACCUCAUCCGCAGAACUCUCGGGGACCUCAUCCCUCGACACCAGCAGGUGUUCCGGUCCAACGUUUUCUUCAGCGGAGUCAGUAUUCCCGAACCUGACACCACGGAAACUCUGGAAAAGCGAUUCUCUGGCGCGUCACCCCUGGCUCUUCAAGUCAUGAAGGCGUGCGCGGUGAUGGAUCCCUCGCUCAGGCUGUCGUGCGAGGAACUGCUGGCGCUACCUUACAUCCACGAGGAAGGCGGCGCCGGCUGGCCCCGCGACGCCGAACAACGGCCCCCGAGACGCCAUGACAAAGGCGCCCGUCGCAGACAGACAGGAGCUCAAUACUUGCCCCAGUUAACCAACAGCAACAUGUCGCCGGCGCCGGAUGUCAAGAAGCCCGCGAAGCACAAAUAUCACCUGCCCAACAUUUAGCCAAUAACCAGCAGACAUUUUGUGUGGGAGUGGCGGUUCGGUCCGGUAACGCUUACGACACCAAGCUGUAGUUUUGAAAAUUAUUUGUAUAGUUACAUAGUAUGCAUAUAUAUAGUUUUCAAAGUAAACAUUAUCAUCUUUAUAAAAGCAGAUUUCUCAAUA
Syngnathus acus (greater pipefish) is the source of this 1970-nucleotide messenger RNA. RefSeq names its product cyclin-dependent kinase-like 1. The coding region runs from base 762 to 1808 and encodes 348 amino acids. Lineage: Eukaryota; Metazoa; Chordata; Actinopteri; Syngnathiformes; Syngnathidae. The record is from RefSeq and is a predicted model, not a curated record. Gene Ontology annotation, cellular component: nucleus. The transcript is spliced from 11 exons. Gene Ontology annotation, molecular function: ATP binding; cyclin-dependent protein serine/threonine kinase activity. Gene Ontology annotation, biological process: protein phosphorylation.